Bipolaris maydis ATCC 48331 is the source of this 695-nucleotide messenger RNA. RefSeq lists its product as uncharacterized. Lineage: Eukaryota; Fungi; Ascomycota; Dothideomycetes; Pleosporales; Pleosporaceae. The record is from RefSeq and is a predicted model, not a curated record.
AUGGCAGUUACGGAAGAAGGACUUGAUUCGCAAAUGUCGUUGCUCUACUACUCACGCAUCCGGUUCAUACAGAAUCUCAGCGGGUUGCUUAGCGCCAGUCCGACGACGGCACACGUCAUUUCCAUUUUUGCGGGAUCCGUCGAGGACCAGAUCAAGACAGGUGAGGUGCCGAUUGGGGCGCCAGAGGCAGCAAGCUACAGUGUGACCGAAGUGCGCAAGCGGACGUGCUUCAUGAAGACAUUUAUUUUUGAAUCACUGGCCGAGCAACAUGAGGGAAAAAUCAGCUUUGUACACAUUUACCCUGGACUAGUAGACGGCCCGACAUUUCUGAGUGAGGAAAACCCGCUAUGGUUCCGUAUGUUGUGGAGGGUGUUGAAGCCAUUGGCAAGCUGGUUUAUGACGAGCGCCGAGGUGUGCGGGCAGGUCAUGGUGUCUCUGUGUACGGAGCGGUAUCCUGCAAAGGGAACGUUGACGGGGGACAAGGUUGCUUUGAGUAGUCAGAAGGAAAUGGGAGGGGGCGCUUAUGCAGUCGGCCAGCGAGGGGAUGAGAGGAAGCAAGUGAGCUGGGCCAAGGCGCGGCGAGAUGACAGUGCAAAGAAGGUUUGGGAGCAUACCAUGGGGGUGUUGCAGGGGGCGAGAGAGGACAAUGCCGGUGGAUAGAUUGUGUGAGCAAAUCAAUUGAGCAGAGAGAAAUG